This is a messenger RNA of Dovyalis caffra, 570 nucleotides long. The record is from the annotation of a GenBank genome assembly. Lineage: Eukaryota; Viridiplantae; Streptophyta; Magnoliopsida; Malpighiales; Salicaceae.
AUGGCUUCCACUGUCUUUUCAAGAGCUCCGUCUAUCCUCUCUUCAACAACAAUACGACGGCGUUUGCCCCUAGUCGGGGCGUUUUGCAUGUUAAGCUUAGGCCUCUCUAAUCUAUCCCCAGCUAUCUCUUCUUCUCUCAAAACGGGUAGCGCUCAGUCUCUCCCAUUUAUUCCUCUCUUAAGAUCAAAGUUUGGUAGCCAAGCAGCAGCAACACAAGCUAGUAAUAUCGGAAUGGAAGGAAAUUCCGACACCGUAUCAAGUAUUGUUGUUUAUGUUACUGUCCCUAACAGAGAAGCAGGAAAGAAGUUGGCCAACAGCAUAGUCAAAGAGAAACUGGCAGCAUGUGUAAACAUAGUACCUGGUAUUGAAUCAGUGUAUCAAUGGCAGGGAGAGAUCCAGUCAGAUGCUGAGGAACUGUUGAUAAUCAAGACUAGGCAAUCCCUGCUGGAAGCACUGACAGAGCACAUCAAAGCAAACCAUGAAUAUGAGGUACCAGAAGUAAUCUCCUUGCCCAUAACUGGAGGCAGCAUUCCGUACUUAAAAUGGCUCAAAGACAGCACAAGGGACUGA